AUGGAACCGCCAUAUUUAUGUGAUAAUUUUAAUCGGAGGCAGUUUGUAGCAUUGUCACUUAUCUUCAUGUUUGUUGCUCUUCUGUCUUUGCGUCUUGACGAUUUUAUCUGCUGGCACUAUUGGGUAGUGUUUUGUCCGCUGUGGCUUUGGGAGUUCGUUGUAUUUGGUGGUUUUCUUCUUGAAAUUUUUGCAUUUUGUCGGAGUCAGCAUUGCUACGUUGAAACGCAAUCGCAUUUUAAAAGUGCGUUCUUUGACGCAUUCUUCCAUACUAAUCUUUUAUUUUUUGAAGUGUUGGCUUGCAACAGGCUGGAGAACGCCCAUCAUAGCUGGGUUUCUGCCUGUAUUCCAUUGAUUAUACUGGGAAUUUUUGGUUUGUUUGUAAGUUGUUGGGCCAUCAAAAAUGACUUUGACGGGGAUCUUCACUUCAUUGUCUUCUCGCACGUUUUAUUUUUCAUUCUUGUUGCACUUAGAUUGGAGAAUUUUAUUAACUGGAGCUGGAGAAUCGUAUUUUUACCUAGCUGGCUUGCGUUUGCAUUCUUUUUCAUCCUUGAUUUUACCGAAUUCGUCUUAUCCAUCUUCCGCUUUGCCUGUAUAACCAGGUUUCCUGAUUACCGACAACAAUCCCUUUGCAUCAGUGUUGGUUAUUCCAUUUCCCUUCUGCUAAUUACCGCAUCAGGUGUAUUGUUGGCUCUCAAGCUGGACGAUGAUUUGCGUCUUCCCUGUAUAAUUAUUGCUGCCCCUCUCAUGUCAGCCUUGACAGUCUUUAUGAGUCUCUGCUUCUCAGCUCGUCCCCAUUUCCAGUGGCGUCGAUGCUUCCGGAUUCUUUACCGACAUAUCAUUGAAAUGUGCUAUCCGUUACAAGAAUAUGGCAAUAUUUCUUAUAAACUAAGUAGUCUCCAUCAGUCCUCAAUGUAUGACCAAGGCGAGCUGGCCGCCGGAGGCUCGGCUGUUACAUGCGCCCCAAGGGGGAAAGGCCCAAACUUCGUUUGUGGUGGCGAGCGCACAUCGUCCCGCUUCCGCUCGACUAGAUAUGCCGGAUUAGCCGCACGACAAGUCUUGCGUUGUUAA
Hydatigera taeniaeformis is the source of this 1068-nucleotide messenger RNA. Lineage: Eukaryota; Metazoa; Platyhelminthes; Cestoda; Cyclophyllidea; Taeniidae. The record is from the annotation of a GenBank genome assembly.